AGCUGCGCCUGCGCAAGUCAUUGGCGCCAAGAUGGCGAUGGAGAUGAGGCUUCCUAAGGCUCGCAAACCUCUCAGUGAGAGCCUGGGGCGCGACUCUAAGAAACACUUGGUGGUACCGGGGGACACGAUCACCACGGACACAGGAUUCAUGCGGGGCCAUGGAACAUACAUGGGGGAGGAGAAGCUCAUUGCGUCUGUGGCUGGCUCCGUGGAGAGAGUGAACAAGCUGAUCUGUGUGAAAGCCUUGAAAACCAGAUACAAUGGAGAGGUAGGAGACAUUGUAGUGGGGAGAAUCACAGAGGUUCAGCAGAAGAGGUGGAAAGUGGAGACCAAUUCCAGACUGGAUUCCGUCUUGCUCCUGUCCUCCAUGAACCUGCCGGGAGGGGAGCUGAGGAGGAGAUCUGCGGAGGAUGAGCUGGCCAUGAGAGGCUUCUUACAGGAAGGCGACCUCAUCAGCGCGGAGGUCCAGGCAGUGUUCUCAGAUGGAGCUGUUUCUCUGCACACACGGAGCCUGAAAUAUGGGAAGCUAGGUCAGGGAGUUUUAGUCCAGGUUUCUCCUUCCCUGGUGAAACGACAGAAGACUCAUUUCCAUGAUCUGCCAUGUGGUGCUUCAGUGAUUCUGGGCAACAAUGGUUUCAUCUGGAUCUACCCUACACCCGAGCACAAAGAUGAGGAUGCUGGAGGGUUCGUUGCAAACCUGGAGCCGGUAGCCCUUAGUGAUCGAGAGGUGAUCUCCCGGCUUCGGAACUGCGUAGUCUUGCUGGUGACUCAGAGAAUGAUGCUGUAUGACACCAGCAUCCUGUACUGCUAUGAGGCCUCCCUCGCACAUCAGAUCAAAGAUAUCUUGAAGCCAGAAAUAAUGGAGGAGAUCAUGUUAGAAACACGCCAGAGGCUUUUGGAACAGGAGGGGUGAGGCCAGGUGCUGAAGGACAGGACUGUGCGGCUCAUUGGAGCAGCCUCUGGAAAGGACGAGCCUGCCAUAGUGACCUCACCACAUGUGGCCUAGGGAGGAUCGGACAAACAUCAUUCACCCACAGUGGCGCAGCAGAGACAAAGCCAGGGUGGAAGUGGAUGGUGGCUUUGGACGCUCAGGUCCCUUUCAGAGCCUGCUGUCCCAGUCUGACGGUGUAACUUGGAGAAUCCAUGUCUUCCGAUCAUAUCACACAGCACCCCAUGGAACUGUUCCAGUGGGCUGGGGAUUGUGCUCAGGGGUAGAACACUUUCCUGAUAUGUGCAAGGCCCCAGGUUCAACUUCCAGCCCUUCCCCCACCCCAGAAAAAAGGAAAACCAAAGAAAAAGAGAGAGACAUGCGGGGCCAGCGGGGAUGGUCUGUUUGGGCUUCUGCUCCAUCUUCAGUGCCCACGUGUGUGGUUGGAGAAGAGGUGGGGGGUGAGGGCAACAGUGAGGUGGGUAGAAGAAUAAAAUGAGCCAGCAGCCUUUGUUGGAA
Mesocricetus auratus (golden hamster) is the source of this 1447-nucleotide messenger RNA. It is a transcript of the gene Exosc2, whose product is annotated as exosome component 2. The coding region runs from base 32 to 913 and encodes 293 amino acids. The record is from RefSeq and is a predicted model, not a curated record. Lineage: Eukaryota; Metazoa; Chordata; Mammalia; Rodentia; Cricetidae. Gene Ontology annotation, molecular function: RNA binding. The transcript is spliced from 9 exons. Gene Ontology annotation, biological process: TRAMP-dependent tRNA surveillance pathway; exonucleolytic trimming to generate mature 3'-end of 5.8S rRNA from tricistronic rRNA transcript (SSU-rRNA, 5.8S rRNA, LSU-rRNA); CUT catabolic process. Gene Ontology annotation, cellular component: nuclear exosome (RNase complex); cytoplasmic exosome (RNase complex).